CUGUAAGUUCGUCUACGUUGUUUCAUUUAAAAGAAACACUUUCCAUUUUAUUGUACCAAAGCCUCGACAAGUUCAGUUCUUCACUGAAUUCUGAGGCAUUGGUUGAAUUUAAGAAAAACCAUGUCGAAUCUCGAUGACGAUACGCCGAAACAAUACGCGGGGCACUUUCCCCCAACUGUGCCCACAGCCCCUCCGGUGGCGUCGACUGACGUGCAGAAUAAGAGCCCCGGUACGACGUUCGCGGUCUCGGAGAUCGUACAGCGAUGGAAGAGAGAGGAUUUCAUGAAGAGUGGCUCGUUGGCCUUGACAGGACUGGCUUUACUGUUUUCUCUGCUGUCUUUUAUCGUUAUGGCCGCGAACAAUCACGGCGACGGGAUGGACUUCAAUCAAUAUGAAACAUACAGAUAUGUGUUGGCAAUAGCAAUUCUGUCGACCGUGUACACCGGCGGGAAAGCGUUUCGACAAGCUCUUGAACUUUGGGCAGGAAAGCGUAUGUUUCAACAGCGUACCUCUGCCUUAAUCGGCUUCUUUGGAGAUCAGAUUAUGGCGUACCUGUUGAUAUCAGCAGCGUCCUCUGCUGCUUCCUUGACAAAUCUCUUAAGAGAGGCAAUAGACGGCAUCGUCGGCAUAGAUACAGACUCUUCAGCAGUAGCAUUUGUAGAUACUUCAUCAGCAAGCAUCACCAUGGCUUUCCUUGCCUUCUUCGCACUGGCGAUGUCAGCCAUGAUUUCAGGAUAUAAACUAUCUACUCAAUCUUAUAUUUGAGACGGCUUUGAAUUUUUUUUUUUUGUUGAUGGUUAAUGUGCUGUUAUUCAAUUGUUGUUUACUCUAUAUGUUUUGGAAUUUGGAGUGCGUGGAACAAGUACUGUUUCGAUGGAAUUCUGUUUUUCCCAGAAAGCCCAGUAAUUCAAAUGCUUGAAGGAGUUCUUGCAUGGAAAACUCGCAUUCUGUGAGUUUGGGUGUUUUACAACUCUACGUGUUGUCUAGCAAUACUAUGUUUCUCUGUUUUUUUUUUUCCUUUUGUCUACGCCAAUCUCGAAUAAGUACAGACAGUCACUAAAAACCCAUGUACUCCUUCUAUAAAAAAGAAUGAAUGAGAAGUAUAUUUAAAUUUAA
Molecule: messenger RNA, 1116 nt
Organism: Alnus glutinosa
Lineage: Eukaryota; Viridiplantae; Streptophyta; Magnoliopsida; Fagales; Betulaceae
Product: CASP-like protein 4B1
Exons: 4
Coding region: 121-765 (214 amino acids)
Source: RefSeq, a predicted model, not a curated record